GCCAAGGCAAAAUGGGAUGACAUGGCAGCGAACUACAAGGAGAGGAAGAUUCCCAUGGACAUGGACGGACCGAACCCCAAGAAGCCCAUGCAAUUGCGGGUGUUCAUGGGAAAGAAUGUCAACUUCAAGAAUGCUGCGACGAUUGAGAAGCAUAUCGAGAGGGCCGAGGCAUCGAUCAAGAAGCCGACUGAGGAAAAGUGGGACAACUUGAGAGGCAAGACCUUCCGCAACUUCGACAAGAUGGGUACAGGCCCGAGCAGCUCCGACAUGCAGGACGUCGCCAUCGGAAUCGUUUCUUCUGGCUCGGGCCAGGCAUUCAGCCAAGUGGGCAUGCAACUCCCAGACGUCACCAUCCUGGGCCGUCGCGAUGACGACGAAGAUGCUGACUUCAAGGAGGACCCCAAGGACGCAACUGCUGGCAACAAGGACGGCAAGGACGGUAACAAACGCCCACACGGAGACACCGGCGGCCACGACGAAGUUGAAUCGAAGACGGCCAGGACGGUUGUUGGGAAGCCGAAGGCGAAGGCGAAGUGGGUCGACAUCGCUGGCGCAGUCAAUGCGGCUCGUUGGACCCUGAGGACCCAGAUGAGUAAGGUCCAGUCCUCGACGAAUGAUCUCUACAGCAAGCUCAAGGCGUCUAUCGAUGACAUCAACAGCAUGGACGAAGCCAAGAAGAAGUUGAUCAGAGGCGAGUUGGCGGUGGCACAAGUGCGGUUCCAGGCCAUCGGACACGUGACGGACACAGCUCAACAAGAACUUGAUUCGUACAUUCGGACCUUCGAGGCUCAACCUGCUCGACCUCAGGCCAGCCCGGAGAAGGCUGCUGCUGACGGGACGAGCUCCGAGCUGGCGAGCCAGCAGCUCGGCCAGAUGCCACCUUGCGGCAGUUACAAGCAAUUGGUGUUGCAGUCGACCCUCGCCAACUUCGUCGACGAGCUGGACGGGGCUUCGUCGGAUAGCAUCAAAGAGAUAACCAACACAUUCCAGACGAAGAAGGCUCCGAUCACUGAUUUGAUCAACUGCUGCAGCAAGGCGCUGGACGACAUCGCCAAAGCGAAGAAGACGAUCGAUAAAAAGAGUUCAAAGGCCUCGCAGCAAGCAACUGUUCCAGUAAAGCUGGAAGCAGCGGCCGUGCAGCUGUUCGAGAUAGCCCCGCAGAUCGGUCAGGAGAUCACUACUUACCCAGUGGCUGCGGACGGUGUCGACUUUUCUGCGUCCUUCAUAGUCGGAAUCAGCCAGAACAAGGAGGCCUUUGAGAAGAUCGACGUCGUGACAACGCAGAUCACUGACUUCACGAAGCUGAUCGCGAAGUUCGAGCAGAAGAUCAGGAAGGAGCAGGAUGGCCGCAUGUCUUGCAAGGUGCCUGAGAGCGUGCAGUCGUCUGUGCGCGAGUACGCCAAGACCUGCAUCAAGGACAUCAUCGUGGACUCUGCUGCGCCAGAGAAGGUGCGGGGUGGCAUGGCCCCAAAUAUCUUCGCCAUCAUGUCUGGGGUGGACAGCUUCGGCACCGAGAAGGAGUUCGUGCCAAGUCUUCGCUUCGGCAUCUCGGGCGUGCGCAAGAUCGUGGUGACCGAGCUGCCUACUCUGGCCGCCUUCAUGGAAAGCCAGAAGGUGGACAUCGCGAAGUUCCAGAUGCCAGACUUCAACAGCUAUCUGAGGGGCAUGACGAAGCAUGCCAUUGAGCAAUACAAGACUUCCGGCGGCGUGCUCUUCCACGCGACAGUCGACGGCGCGACUGCCGCCUACCUGCCUGCAGGCUUCAUCUUCGCCGAGCGCGUGGUAGGCCAGGCCUCUCUCGGUUUCCGUGUGGGCGUCGCCAACCCCGACGGCAAGGGAGUGGAGCGGCUCAAGAAGAUUAAGGCUUCGAAGGAGAAGGCAGGCAAGGACGCGUCGUGCCAGAAUGAGUGGAUCACGGCCCUGACGCGAGGCGAUGCGAUCUUCGAGUAA
This is a messenger RNA of Prorocentrum cordatum, 1950 nucleotides long. The record is from the annotation of a GenBank genome assembly. NCBI's taxonomy places the organism in Eukaryota, Dinophyceae, Prorocentrales, Prorocentraceae.